Molecule: messenger RNA, 1815 nt
Organism: Artibeus jamaicensis (Jamaican fruit-eating bat)
Lineage: Eukaryota; Metazoa; Chordata; Mammalia; Chiroptera; Phyllostomidae
Gene: HADH
Product: hydroxyacyl-CoA dehydrogenase
Exons: 8
Coding region: 139-1083 (314 amino acids)
Biological process (GO): fatty acid beta-oxidation
Cellular component (GO): mitochondrion
Molecular function (GO): (3S)-3-hydroxyacyl-CoA dehydrogenase (NAD+) activity; NAD+ binding
Source: RefSeq, a predicted model, not a curated record
CCUGGGGCGCGCAGGGAGGUGGGGCUGCCUGGGUCACGGCUGCCUGGGUUCCGCUGAUUGCUUGUGCAGGGUAGUCGAGCCUUCCUCGUAAGGUUUCCCGACCAGCUUCUAGGCCUCCUCCGUUUCCUUCUUUGCACCAUGGCUUUUGUAACGAGGCAGUUCCUGCGCACCGUGUCCUCUACGUCCACAGCUUCCGCCUCCGCGAAGAAAAUCGUUGUCAAGCACGUGGCAGUCAUCGGCGGCGGGCUGAUGGGUGCCGGCAUUGCCCAGGUUGCUGCAACAACUGGCCACACAGUCGUGUUGGUAGACCAGACAGAGGACAUCCUGGCAAAAUCCAAAAAGGGAAUUGAGGAGAGCCUUAGGAGAAUAGCCAAGAAGAAGUUCGCAGAAAACCCCAAGGCAGGUGAUGAGUUUGUGGGGAAGGCCCUGAGCAGCAUCUCAACCAACACGGACUCGGCGUCUGUCGUGCACAGCGUGGACCUGGUGGUGGAGGCCAUUGUGGAGAAACUGCAGGUGAAGACCGAGCUCUUCAAGAGGCUGGACAAGUUUGCUGCUGAACACACAAUCUUUGCCAGCAACACUUCCUCUUUGCAGAUCACGAGCAUAGCCAACGCCACCACCAGACAAGACCGAUUCGCUGGGCUCCAUUUCUUCAACCCAGUGCCCAUGAUGAAGCUCGUGGAGGUCAUUAAAACACCAAUGACCAGCCAGAAGACGUUCGAAUCUCUGGUGGACUUUAGCAAAGCCCUGGGAAAGCAUCCUGUUUCUUGCAAGGACACCCCGGGGUUUAUCGUGAACCGCCUGCUGGUGCCGUACCUCAUGGAGGCAGUCCGGCUGUUCGAACGAGGUGACGCGUCCAAGGAAGACAUCGAUACUGCUAUGAAGUUGGGGGCUGGGUACCCCAUGGGCCCCUUUGAACUUCUGGAUUACGUCGGGCUGGAUACUACGAAGUUCAUCAUGGAUGGGUGGCAUGAGAUGGACGCGCAGAACCCCUUGUUUCAGCCCAGCGCAUGCAUGAAUAAGAUGGUAGCAGAGAACAAGCUCGGCAAGAAGACUGGAGAAGGAUUUUACAAAUACAAGUAACAAGUGCAGGUUCUGUGGCUCUGAGAAGAACUCCGUAAGCUGGUACCAGCAGUUGCCCCGAGUGCCUGCGGGGAUGCUCUUGGGUCAGACUUCCUCUUACCCAGCACAGUCUGUUAGAUGUGCCUUUUGGUUAUAAUCUGUCUGACAUGAUUAUUUACAUAUAGCAGAGUCCUCCACUGAAAAUGAAAGCCCUUUUUUCAGUCUGUUCAUUUCUUUGUGUUUUCGAAAAAGCUUUACACCCUUGGUGCCUUGGAGCAAACAUUUUUUUUGAACCUCAUCAUUUUCAUAACUCCUUGCCUGAACACAUUCACCUGUGGAGGGGAACGCGCGUCCUCGGAGAGCGGGCCAGGUGCGUCACCGCCGCAGCGGCGUGGCUGUCGACGGGCCGUGGUGUGUCUGCAGUGUGGUCGGGAGGGGCACUGCAUUGUGCCUUCCUGAGAACGUUGGCUGCCUGCAGCUUCAAGCCUUCCCAUACAUUCUGGGCUCGACCUAAGUAUCCCGUCUCUACUCACGUCGUCAGGAUGCGCUGCUGAAUUGUCAGGAGCGCCUCCAUGUGCUUGGACCGCGGGAAGAGGGCUCCUCCACAUCUGCAAUCAGAAUAAUUAUGGUCUGUCUCUUUUUUUUUUUCCAUGAGAAAUAUUACCGCAAACUGCCUAUAAAUUGACUCCAAUAAAUAUAUUCUUUUAAUCUGUGAAAUUUUGAAAUGAAAUAAACAUGUAUAAUUUAAAGUAA